CUUGAAUUGAAGCUCGCGGUCGAUGUCAUUCCUUGUGCAUUCCACGACAACAACGACAUCGCGUCUAUUGUAUAUUAUCUAUUAUUAUGCGCAAUUACCUCUGACGCUCAAUAGUGUCGUGAAACACAGCUAUCAUGGAAGCGCUGUCGCGGCAGGAAUAUCCAGCCAUGCUGGAGCGGCUGCAACCUGCCGGUGCCGUUACGAAAUUCAAUGAACGCGUAAAGAGGAUAGGGAAGGUCAAUUCGGAGAUCGCAGAUUGGUUGCUCGAACGUCGCAAGGUCGAAGAGCUAUACGUGUCCGGUCUCAAGAAACUCGCGCGGAAGCCAUUGCAAGAAGUUGGCGGAGAAUUGGGCGUUUUUGAAUCACCAUGGCGAAGGAUUGUCCAGUCCACGGAGGAGAUCGCAAAAUCGCACGCAUUGCUAUCCGAUCGAAUAGACAAAGAUGUCGAACAGCCACUACGAAGUUUCUCAUCUACAAAUAGGGAGAUGCAAGGGAUAACGACAAUACAAGGAAACCUAUAUUCGAUGGCGAAAGAGUUAGAAGAUGCCCAGGAUAAGUCCGAAAAGUUGAACAAGAAGGGAGGCAAAGCCAAUGCCCAGAAAGUAGAAGUUGCUACCUCGAGACUUCAAACGGCUACUCAACAGUGGGAAUCGCAAGCACCAUUUAUCAUGGAGAACCUACAAGCACUGGACGAGCGACGGUUAAAUCAUCUUCGAGAUGUCCUCACUCAGUACGAGACUCACGAAGCGGACCUGGUUGAGCGGAACCGGAAAACGAUUGAAGAAACCUUGACUUCACUGCUGGAAAUUGAUACAAGUCAAGAGAUCCGAAAUUGGGCUGCAGCCAGUGUGUCAGGGUUGCCUAUCACAGAACGAAGGGCAAGACAAUUGUCGUCUGUUGGAACUGAGAACACUGGCAAUGCAAGCCUCCCUCCGCCGCCUAUGACUCCUAGAUCCACGCAUACAGAUAACCAGAGUGAGCACUCCCAGACAGCUCGACAAGACACCAUGGAAUCGAAAGAAGGGAAGGAGAAAGAGUCGAAACUAAAGAGCAGAUUUGGGACAAUGCUUGGACGGCGUCGGCAGAGUAUCCAUGGUGGCUUUGGACGUGCACCGUCACCAAAUAAAGGAUUUGUGCCUUUCGGUCGUGGAACAUCUAGCCGAGACGGGCGUCCAAGUCCAUCCCCUCGAACAUCUUCAAACAAUCUUCGAGAGUCUCCUCCUCGUGACAAUCGCCUAUCCUCCCUCGCAGAAUCUCCAACUGCCACCAGUCCAACGAAACAGACGAAUGGCACAGCACCCGACAGCCACGCAGGGUCAUCGUUUAUUGCGGAUUCUGUCGCUGGAAGAUCCUCUGCCAAUGGUCCUUCGGCAGCUGACAUCUUUGAUAUGUCAGAUGUGCAGCCGCCUCCAGGUCCACCGCCAUCUCAUUUGAAGGCAGUACCUGAGCUGCAGAAGGACUCUGAAGGGUUCAGUGUCCCAGCUCCCAUGAACGAUCCAAUAUCGCAAGCAGAAAGUGAUGCAGCAUUAGAGAACGACCAACCCCAAUUCAAGCUUGACAUUCGAAAAGAGCCAAUUCCAGAACAAGACGCUGAUGCUCAGGCAGCUUUGUCCAACGUCGCGAAUACCUUGAGGUCUGCUUCCAUACAAACACCCAAUCGCAAAGCGGGCACUGUUAGGGGCCGGAGAGAUGUACGGAAUACUAUGUACCUCCCAUCAGCUUCGAAUUCUCUUGACGUUGCGAGCCCAGACAGCAAUAUACCACCAUCUCCUGGAAUCACAGCAGGAAGGGCGGCAGCAUUAGCAGCAUUAUCAGAAAACCACGGGGCCCCAAGUGUUUCCGACACGACUUCAAUUCGUUCAGGGCAUUCUCUUACCAACCAUGCAACCAUGAAACAUGCGGACAUGCAUGAACCAGGACUCAAUGCCUCUAUAAUUGAGACUGUGAGUGCUUCGUUUGAAAACGGAGAGACAAAGUCAAUGAAGAUCAGUGGUGAAAUCGCAUUAAGUCACAACCCAUCUGAUGACUUGACACCUUCUUCGAUUGAGACAAUUAGGAUAGACAAUUUUCCAAAUCUGGAGGCUAUUGGGCCUAACAGGACUUUCAUUAACGCAGUAUCUGAGGAAAAGCCAGACGAAUUUGCGAUUGAUAUUUCUUCCCUUUCAUCAAAACCAUCAGCAGCCUUCACUUACCGAGUCCACAUUGAUGACGCGGACAUCACUACUCAUGGUCCUCUCUUUCUCAAAGUUGCUUGGAGAAAGCAAGGAGCCGAUAAAUUGGGUCUUGUUCUAGAGUACAGCCUCAAUCCAGCAUGUGGCACAGGGCCUAUUACUUUCAACAAUCUUGUUCUUGUUGCAAUGUACGAAGGCGCGCGUGCUUCUGCCUGCCAAACGAAGCCUACAGGUACUCACCUCAAGGAGAAAUCUCUUGUAUACUGGCGUCUUGGAGACGUGACCCUUACGAACGAAUGGCACAAGAUUAUCUGUCGAUUAGUGGGUACUGAGGGAGCCGUCCCUGAAGCAGGCCACAUCGAAGCGAGAUGGGAGAUCAACAGCCCCACAGCAUCAGGACUUGGUAGCGGGAUCAGCUUAUCGAGACUCGAAGCCUCGAAGGGCAAAGAUAAGGAAGAGGACGAUCCGUUCGCGGAUGAGACGAUGAGUCCAACUACCGUGUCACCGACAGGGACGUGGAAGGAGGUCGCCACGCAUAAGAAGUUCGUUAGUGGAAAGUAUGAGGCCAAGCAGGUAUAACUGAAUGCUUCCCUUGGAAUAUUAGUACGAAAGAGGGGAAAAUUGAGUUCAAGCUGUGUUUUCGUGGGGC
Molecule: messenger RNA, 2820 nt
Organism: Mollisia scopiformis
Lineage: Eukaryota; Fungi; Ascomycota; Leotiomycetes; Helotiales; Mollisiaceae
Exons: 5
Coding region: 135-2750 (871 amino acids)
Biological process (GO): septin cytoskeleton organization
Cellular component (GO): plasma membrane; cell division site; cytoplasm
Source: RefSeq, a predicted model, not a curated record